Aspergillus steynii IBT 23096 is the source of this 1197-nucleotide messenger RNA. RefSeq names its product putative GDP-D-mannose dehydratase. The record is from RefSeq and is a predicted model, not a curated record. The transcript is spliced from 5 exons. Gene Ontology annotation, molecular function: GDP-mannose 4,6-dehydratase activity. NCBI's taxonomy places the organism in Eukaryota, Fungi, Ascomycota, Eurotiomycetes, Eurotiales, Aspergillaceae. Gene Ontology annotation, biological process: GDP-mannose metabolic process. Bases 1 to 1197 code for a protein of 398 amino acids.
AUGGUUAUUGUUAAAUUGAAGUCCAAGCCCAAGGUGGCCUUCAUCACGGGUAUCACCGGUCAAGAUGGCUCCUACCUUUGCGAAAUUCUUCUAGACAAAGGAUACCAGGUGCACGGGCUCGUUAGGCCUUCCGCUCAGAGACAGCAGACCCUGGACCGCCCCCUGCGCGAGGGAGUGACGCUUCAUUUCGGGGACAUGUCGGAUCUCGGCAGACUGAUUCAGAUCCUCCGCAGCAUUCCAAACAUCGAUGAGAUAUACCAUCUUGCUGCGCAGUCCCAUGUUGGCGUGUCCUUCCAGACGCCAUUAUUGACCAGUGACAUUAAUGCACUUGGCACUCUUCGAUUGCUGGAAGCUAUGAGGGUCCUGAACUUGGGCAAGACUGCUCGGUUCUACAAUGCCGGUACCUCUGAGCUGUACGGAUCAGACAUGCCGGCCCCGCAGACGGAAGAGACACCGUUUUACCCCGUGUCACCGUAUGCUACGGCCAAACAGUUCCAGUAUUGGACUACGGUCAAUUUUCGGGAAGCGUAUGGCUUUCAUGCUUCGAAUGGAAUUCUGUUCAAUCACGAGUCUCCCCGACGAGGCACCUCCUUUGUCACCCGGAAGAUUACUACUCAAGUUGCAUUGAUUGCGUGUGGUCUAUUGGAGACUUUCGAGCUAGGAAAUCUCAACGCAGUCCGAGACUGGGGCCAUGCCAAAGACUACAUGCGAGGGGCGCAUAUGAUCCUCCAGCAGCCCAAAGGCGGCGACUAUGUUCUUGCGUCUGGCCAGGCAUACAGUGUGAGGCAGUUCGUUGAGGCCGCCUUCGGCAUCAUCGGGGUUAAAAUCGAAUGGUCUGGUACCGGUCUCGACGAAGUUGGCACCGACCCCGUCACCUCCAAAGUGCGCGUCCGAGUGAACCCGGAGUACUAUCGAACUCUGGAGAACGAGACCUUGCUUGGUUCGGCGGCUAAGGCCGAAAGGGUUCUUGGCUGGCGGCCCAAGUACACCUUCGAUGCCUUGGUGGAAGAGAUGGUUCUCUCGGACAUCAAGGCCGUCAAGGCUGGCAGGAUGUUUGCGCACACGUACUUGGACCUCGACUGGCUGGUGGAUGAGAGCACCGAUGUACCCGAACACGUCGAGGAUGGGCCUGGUCGUGUUGAGAACGCACCUGCGCGUAUUGAAGAUGCACCUAGUGCUCGGAUUCCUGGUAUUUAG